CCCCCGCGGCGCCCCCUCGCAGGCNGCGGGAGGAUGGCCGAGGUGGCCGGCGAGUCCGCGGCGGCGGCCCUGCGGAAGAAGGUGGCUGCGCUGGAAGCAGAGCUAAGCGCCUGUCGGAGCCGGCUCCAACGAGAAAAGAAGCGGCGCCUCCAAGCCCAGGCCUGCGCGACCAAGUUACGGAAACAGAUUGAAAAACUUGAAAAAGUCAGCAAUGGUGAAAGAAAUGAGAAGACAACAUCUACUAUAGAGGUGCAAACUGAAGACUCUGCUGCAUGGUUAUAUGCAGAUUAUUACUAUCCUCACAAUUACUACAACUGUUCUGAAUUAUCCAGUGCGCCAGUGCAGCCAAAUAACGAUAAUGAAGUAUUGAACCCAAAUUGUACAGACCAUUUACAGUUAGUUGAUCAACUAGAUGUUAAAGCCACACAGCAGGAUGAGCUUGAGGAACAGGACAAUAUAAUAAGUAACGUGCAGAAACCAAAAGAUGUUUCGUUAACAGAAGGCACAUUAGCAGAAAGUCUGAGAGCUGCCGCAGAAGCUGCUGUAUCACAAACAGGAUUUAUAUAUGAUGAAAAUACUGGAUUAUAUUAUGACCACAGCACUGGAUUCUAUUAUAACUCGGAAAAUCAGUUGUAUUAUGAUCCAACCACUGGAAUUUAUUAUUACUGUGAUGUUGAAAGCGGCCGAUACCAGUUCCAUUCCCGAGUGGAUCUACAAUCUUAUGGAACUGAAAUUGUUCAAUCCAGCAAAGACAGAAAAGGCAAAAAGAAACGAAAAGAUGCAGAAUGGUCUAGGACAAAUGAGCACAAGGAUCUGAACACAGAUGAGCAAAAAUCAUCUAGCAGUCUGAAUUGCCUUUCUAUCACUAAUGAACUAAGUUCUCCAGGAGAGGAAGAAUUUCCAGAUGUGAAAAAGGCUAAAGUGGAUAUUGAUACAAGAAACACUCAAAAGGCCAAAGAAUCAGUUACUGCCAAUGGAAGCAGUGUAAACACAGAGUUUACUGCUAUUAUAGAAGAUAGUAAAACAGAUACAGAAAGUGAGCCAGAAGAAGGUGAAAUCACAGACUCUGAACAAGAGGAAUAUAGCAGUGAAAAUGAAGUGACAAGUGAAGAAACUGUAAAUUCAGAAGAUGUUGACAGUGAAGAUGAAGACAAGAUCUGGCCACCUUGUAUCAGAGUGAUUGUAAUUAGGUCACCAGUACUGCAGAUGGGGUCUCUGUAUAUCAUCACAGCUGUGAAACCUGCCACAAUUGGAAGAGAGAAAGGGAUGGAACACACUCUACAGAUUCCAGAGGCUACUGUCAGUAAGUUCCACGCAGAAGUAUACUUUGAUCAUGAAUUACAAAGUUAUGUUCUUGUGGAUCAAGGCAGUCAGAAUGGUACUGUGGUUAAUGGAAACCAAAUUCUGCAGCCUAAAACAAAAAGUGACCCCCAUGUUCUGGAACAUGGCGAUGAAGUGAAGAUUGGAGAAACUGUACUAUCUUUUCACAUACACCCUGGUAGUGAAACCUGUGAUGGAUGUGAACCAGGGCAAGUCAGAGCCCAUCUUCGCCUUGAUAAGAAAAAUGAAUCUUCUAAUGGCCCUGCACUGACAAAAGAAGAAAAGGAAUUAGUUAGAAGAAAAGAAUUAAAACAAAUACGUGUAAAAUAUGGCUUACAGAAUACAGAAUAUGAAGUUGAUAAGGUGAUGAAAAAUCCAAAUUAUAAAGACAGAGCAGGAAAGCGCCGUGAGACCAUUGGAAGUGAAGGGAACUUUUAUAGAGAUGAUACUCCAGCCUCUAUACAUGUGGAAAUUAGUGAGAAUAACAGAGGCCACAAAAUGUUGGAGAAGAUGGGAUGGAAGAAAGGAGAAGGACUUGGAAAGAGUGGUGGUGGAAUAAAAGAUCCGAUCAAACUUCAGCUGCACAGAAAGCACGCAGGCUUAGGUGCAAGUAUGCCUAUUUCUGCUGAAGAGGUUCAGAUCAUCAAUACCAAAAACAAAAGGAAUUGGGAAAAAGCAAGAGAAAGAUUUGCAGAAAACUUCCAGGAUUCUAAAACGCUGAAAAAAUGCACCGAAGGAUCUAGCCUGAGUAAAGAGAAGCAGCAGAAUUAAAUUCAUAACUUACUAGUUUAUGUAAUUAUGAGAUUUCUUUUUUUCCCCUUAAAGUUGGAAGUUUAUUUGUUGUAUAUUAGACUGCUAUAUAUGCUCACCUAAUUGCAUUGUCAGAUUUACAUGUUGAUUUGUUUCUCUAACACCAAUUUUAGGCAUAAGAUGUGCAUGAAUUGAAAUGGUGCAGCUCUUGUUGAAGAGUUUUGGAAAUGAAUAUGAGGGUAAUUCAGGAUUUUUUUACUCCACCACUGUGUUGAAAUAAUUAAUUUCUAUCACUUUUUGGAUCUUCAUGGUUCUCACAGGAGUCUGUGGCCCGAUGCAACAGAAAGCAAGCAAACAAGAGCCGAGAGAGAAGCAAUACUGAUGCAUCUCACUUUCAUAUAAUAUGAAAUCACUAGAUUUUCUAACAUUAGACAACAAUUCUAUUUUAAAUGCAGUAUCACUAUUUUUGGUGAGAAAAUAAUAUACAAAAGGCCACACAGAGGGCCUUAUUUUCUUCUGUGAAGAAUUUUGAGGGUUGUACAUUAAGCUUCUAGUAUUCUGUUGAGGUAGCAUGCUUAGAAACAGGCAGGAUACUCAGCUCUUCUGCACAUUAAGAAUUGCGUUACACAGUUCGAGGGCUAAACUACUAUAGAAUUCAGAAUCUCCCUAGAUUCAAGGAUUGCUUUUGAUGACCAAGGAUGAUUCUACUCCAGUUUAGCUUUUUCAAUAUGCAGGGAAUUCUGAGGUAGGAAAUGCAAUCAUAGAUUUGGAAGUGGCACAAUCUAGGACUUUGGUAUCAUAAACCUGUCUUAAAAGUAUAGAUUAGCCCUAGAAAUUAGACUUUGGUCUUCAGUCUGUACUGCCAUACACCUUAAGAUUUUUAAUAGGCAAGCACUAUUUAUUAACCUUUAUCCAUUGCUGGCAAUGGAAUUUAGGCUGGAAUUUCCCCCCUUCCCAUUUUCCUUCAAGGCAGAGACUGAACAUUUAUUUAUUGAAAUGUUAAUAAACCAUGCUUUCAAAGGAUGUGCUGUGAAUUUUUAACUCACAAAAGACAUAAACGAGAAGAAUUUGAUCAAAUUUCAUUUGUAUUUAUGCUACUUGUACUUACAGAUAGAAUAAUCUACAUUAUGAGUAACUGACCUGAACAGUGGCUAAAAGUGCUUAGUGGAUCAAUGCUUGGUUUUAUUUUUGAUUUUUUAAGAUGAUGCUGGAGUUCUUAUAUCAAAGUCCAAUGGCCUGAAAAGAUCAUUCAGCCCCCAUUUCAUCCAAAUAUCACUACUUAAUCUUUUAGAGGAGGAAGCUGAUUGAUAGCCUUAGUUUUAAAAAUCUUUAAGCCCCUUUCAGAAGUUUAAAUUAUUGGGAAUAGCAGCUUGAGGUGGCAUGUUCAUUCUUAAUUAAUCCGAAAUGUCUUCAGUUCUCUAAAAGACACCUAUUACAGUGGUACCUUGGGUUACGAACGCCUCUGUUAACGAACUUUUCGGGUUACGACAGCUC
Messenger RNA from Python bivittatus (Burmese python), 3564 nucleotides. The record is from RefSeq and is a predicted model, not a curated record. Lineage: Eukaryota; Metazoa; Chordata; Lepidosauria; Squamata; Pythonidae.